AUGGCUUUGAGGCCGGAUAACUGGGGUCAGACUGAUUACUUGGGCCAAUGGUUUGUCGAGAUGGGUAACAGCGGUCAGCAAACCAGGAGACACGGAGUACGAUCAAUGGUCAUGCUAACCGUCUGGGAAAUCUGGAAGGAGAGAAAUAACCGCGUCUUCAAUAAGAUCAACAGAACACCUGAACAAGUCUUCAGUGAAGUUCAGGAUGAGGCAAGAGUUUGGAUACGCGCUGGAAACAAAGGCGUGGAAAUGGUGCUACCAUCGCCGGCGCAGCUACCAGGAGUUGCGCCGUUUGGACCAAUAGUAUAG
Molecule: messenger RNA, 309 nt
Organism: Miscanthus lutarioriparius
Lineage: Eukaryota; Viridiplantae; Streptophyta; Magnoliopsida; Poales; Poaceae
Source: the annotation of a GenBank genome assembly